AUGGAUUCACCAACAAUUUCGACUACUGCACCAAAUAUACCAAAUAAAUUGUCAGAUGAUUAUGGUACACUUGAUUCAUCGGAUGUAAAUCAAAAUCAGAUUGACCAGAAAACUCAUCUCAUUGCAGAAUCAUACGUAUUAGAAUCUGAAGAUGAUAAAAAUGGCCUUGAAACUCAAUUGGUAAAAAAAGAAAAUUACGAAAUUCCGUUUGAUGCAAAAACAUUGCUUGAUAAUAAAUUAUCAGCAUCACUAUUCGAAAAUAACGGAUUGGAUAAUAAAUUAUUACAACUGAAUGAUACAUUGAAUAAAAUCAAUCAAAAUAAAGAUCAAACACUUGCUAAUUUUUCAGAAAUAAAAAAGUAUACUAAAAGUUUAGAAACUUCAAUAAAUGAUCAUCAGCAAGAAGUUAAAAUAUUGCAAAAAAUAAUUUUUAACAUAAGUCAAAAAGAUCUUGUGGAAUCAGCUGAUUUAUUGGAGACAUUGAUAUCUAUUAUGAAAUUUAAUGAAGAUAAUGUACCAGAUGACUUAUUGGAAAAAAGACGACGAUUAUUUGAACAUAAUUAUGAUGAAAAUGAGACAGUUGUAGUUAAUUAUUUAAGAAAACAAUUUGAUGAUAUUGCUUUAUCGUCUGAUAGCAAAUAUUGUAAUAAAUAUUUCUGCAACAAAAAGAUAUCUUAUUAUGAUUCAAAUAUUUGUGCAUUGCUCAGUGAAGAUCCGGAUAAUUAUAGAAUUGAUCUCACGCGAAGAAAUUUGGUUUAUCUUCCAAAAGAUAUAUUUACUGGCUUAAAAAAUCUUAAAGAUCUUAAAUUGUCGAUCAACCGAAUAUAUUAUCUUGAGUCGAGUACUUUUAAUAAUUUAUCAAAUCUUCAGAGACUUAAUAUUUCCAACAACAAUCUAACUAAAUUACCAAGCGAUAUAUUCAAUGGUCUUAAAAAACUUGAAGUAUUAAACCUAUCCGUGAAUAAACUAAAUUACCUUCAACCAGAUACUUUUGAUGAUUUAUCAAAUCUUCAGAAACUUAAUCUUAGUUACAACUGUCUAACAACAUUUUCGAGUGAUAUAUUAAAUGGUCUUGAAAAACUCAUAUUUUUGGACCUAACAUCGAAUAAACUAAAUUCUAUUCAACCAGGUACUUUUAAUAAUUUAUCAAAUCUUAAAUAUUUUUUGAUAAACGAUAAUCAUCUAACAUCAUUACCAAAAAAUAUAUUUACUGGCCUUGAAAAUCUUCAAGUGCUAGGCUUGUCAAACAAUCGACUAAAUUAUCUUGAUUCAGAUACUUUUGGUAAUUUACCAGCACUUAAGAAACUUGAUAUUGAGAACAACAAUUUAAAAAAAAAUUCAAUAAAUAUGUUAAAGAACAGUAAAAGCUCAAGUGAAAUGGAUAUUAUUUACGAAAAAAAUAAUACGAGAGUAGAAUUGCACCGUAUUAUUGAUAUUUUGAAAUCAGAGAUAUCUUUAAAAAGUCAACAAUACUCAGAAAUGUCACUACAGUUAAAAAAUAAAAUUGAUGAAAAUGAAAAGAUUAUUCAAGAGUCAGUUGCUAUGAAGAAAGACCAGGCAGAAAAAUUAAAAGCAAUAGAAAAUGAGUAUCAAUUAAUUUUGACAAAUAAACAGCGAGAAGUUGAAAUAUUGAAAGAAAUAAUUUUCGAAAAUCUUGAUGGAAUAGAAGCUUUAUUCAAGACAUUGAAAGUUAUUUUUAAAUUCGAUGAAGACAAUGUACCAGAUGAUUUAAUAAGAAAAAGACAAAGCUUAAUUCAAAGCCCUAUCUAUAAUGAAAAUCAGAUGGUUGUAGUUGAUGAUUUAAGAAAACGAUUUGAUGAUAUUGCUUUAACAUCUAACAGCCAAUUUUCUAAUAGAUAUUUUUGUAAUAAAAAAAUGUCUUAUUAUGAUUCAACUACUUGUGCGUUGCUCAAUGAAAAUCUAAAUAGUUAUGUAAUUGAUCUUAGCGCUAAAUGUUUAGGUGUUUUUCCAAAAGAUAUAUUUACUGGCUUCGAAAAUGUUGGAGAGCUUUAUUUGUCCUGGAACAGACUAUAUUAUCUCGAGUCAGGUACCUUUAAUAAUCUAUUAAAUCUCAAGAGUCUAAGUAUACGAAAUAAUCAUCUAACAUCAUUGCCAAAAGAUAUAUUUACUGGCUUGAAAAAUCUUGAAAAUCUUGAUUUGUCGGAUAACCGACUAAAUUAUAUUGAGUCAGGUACUUUCAGUAAUUUAUCAAAUCUUCAGAAACUUGAUAUUAGCCACAACAAUUUAACAGCAUUAUCGAGCGACAUAUUCAAUGGUCUUAAAAAUCUCACAUGUUUAAUCCUAACAUGGAAUAAACUAAAUUCCCUUCAACCAGGUACUUUUAAUGGUUUAUCAAAUCUUGAGAGUCUUUAUAUUUGCAACAACAAUCUAACAGCAUUAUCAAGCCAUACAUUCAAUGGUCUUGAACAACUCAGAGUAUUAGACCUACAAUCGAAUAAACUGAAUUCUCUUCAGCCAGGUACUUUUGAUAAUUUAUCAACUCUUCAGAGUCUAUAUAUUCAAAACAACAGUCUAAAAGCAUUAUCAAGCGGUAGAUUCAAUAGUCUUGAACAACUUAGAGUAUUAGAGCUAUCAUGGAAUAAUAUAACUUCACUUCAACCAGGUACCUUUAAUAAUUUAUCAAACCUCAAGGAACUUCAUAUCCACCAUAGUAAUCUAACAUCAUUACCAACAAAUAUAUUCACUGGCCUUGAAAAUCUUGAAUGGCUAUCGUUGUCGAACAACCGACUAAAUCAUUUUGAUUUAGAUAUUUUUAGUAAUUUACCAUCAAGUCUCCAGAGUCUUGAUCUGUACGACAACAACCUAACAGAAUUACCGAGAGAUAUAUUCGAUGGUCUUGAAAAACUCGAACGGUUGGAUAUAUCACAGAAUGAACUAUAUUCCCUUCAACCUGGUACUUUUUAUGACUUAUCAAAUCUCUGGGAACUAUUGAUGGAGAGAAAUAAUCUCAGAUCAUUAUCAGAGAAUAUAUUUACUGGCCUUAAAAAUCUUGGAAAGCUAAACUUGUUAUACAAUCCACUAAAUUAUCUUGAUCCAGAAAUUUUUGAAAAUUUACCAAAACUUUUUGGACUUAGAAUUCUGGAACAACAUUUAACAACCGAUACAAUUUAUAUCAAAAAUGUUGGCUCAAGUGAAAUGGAUUCACCAACAACUUCGACCACUGCACCAAAUAUACUAAAUAAAUCGUCAGAUGAUUAUGGUACACUUGAUUUAUCGGAUGUAAAUCAAAAUCAGAUUGACCAGAAAACUCAUCUGACUGCAGAAUCAUAUGUAUUUAAGAUUGAAAAUGAUAAAAGUGAUUUUAAAACUCAAUUGGCUGAUCAACAAAAAGAAAAAGAAAAUUACGAAAUUUCGUUUGAUGCAAAAACAUUGUUUGACAAUAAAUUACCAGCAUCACUAUUGGAAAAUAACGAACUUAAUAAUGAAUUAUUGCAACUGAAUGAUACACUGAAACAAACACUUGCUGAGUAUUCAGAAAUAAUUAAAAAAUAUACAAAAAGUUUAGAAACUUCAUUCAACGAUCAUCAGAUGUCUUUAAAAAAUCAACAAUACUCAAAUAUAUCACUACAUUUAAAAAAUAAAAUUAUUGAAAGUGAAAAGAUUAUUCAAGAGUCAGUUGCUAUAAAAAAAGACCAAGCAGAAAAAUUAAAAGCAAUAGAAAAUGAAUAUCGUUUAAAUUUGAUGAAUAAACAGCAAGAAAAUGAAAUAUUGAAAGAAACAAUUUUCGAAGAUCUUGAUGGAAUAGCAGAUUUAUUAAAGACAUUGACAGUUAUUGCUAAAUUCGAUGAAGAUAAUGUACCAGAUGAUUUGUUGGAAAAGAGACGAAAAUUAUUUAAACUUAACUAUGAUGAAAAUCAGACAAUUGUAGUUGAUGAUUUGAGAAAAAGAUUUGAUAAUAUUGCUUUAAGGUCUAACAGCCAAACCUCUAAUAGAUAUUUUUGUAAUAAGAAAAUGUCUUAUUAUGAUUCGACUAUUUGUGAAUUUCUCAGUCAAAAUCUAAAUAAUGAUGUAAUAAGUCUCAUCGAAAAAAAUUUAAGUGUUAUUCCAAAAGAUAUAUUUACUGGAUUUGAAAAUGUUGAAAGGCUUUAUUUGUGCUGGAACAGACUAUAUUAUCUAGAGUCAGGUACUUUUGAUAAUCUAUUAAAUCUCAAGAUUCUUGAUAUACGGUUUAAUCAUCUAACAUCAUUACCAAAAGAUAUAUUUAUUGGACUUAAAAAUCUUGAAGAACUUGAUUUAUCAUAUAAUCGAUUAUAUUAUCUUGAGUCAGGUACUUUUAGUAAUUUUUCAAAUCUUAAGAAUCUUUCUAUUUCUGACAACAAUCUAACAGCAUUAUCAAGCGAUAUAUUCAAUGGUCUUGAAAAACUCAAAGUAUUACACCUAGAUUAUAAUAAACUGAAUACCCUUCAACGAGAUUUAUUUAGUAAUUUAUUAAAUCUUCAGCAUCUUAAUAUUGCCUACAACAAUCUAACAGCAUUAUCAAGCGACAUAUUCAAUUCUGGUCUUGCUCAACUCAGAUCACAAUCGAUUUCUGGCUCAAGUGAAAUGGAUUCACCAACAACUUCGACUAUUGUACCAAAUAUACCGAAUAAAUCGUCAAAUGAUAAUGAUACAGUUAGUUCUUCGAAUGUAAAUCAGAGACAAAUUGACCUUAAAACUCAAUUGGCUGAUCAAAAAGAAAAAAAAAACUACGAAAUUUCGUACGAUGCAAAAACAUUGGUUGACAAUAAAUCAUCAGCAUCACCAUUGGAAAAUAACGAAUUGAAUAAAGAAUUAUUGCAACUCAAUGAUAUACUGAAAAAAAUAAAUCAAGAUAAAAAAGAAACACUCGCUGAAUAUUCAGAAAUAAAUAACAAGUAUAAAAAAAGUUUAGAAACUUUAUUUAACGAUCGUCAGGUAAAUUUAGAAAAAAAUUUAAAAAUACUUGAAUUGAAAAAAAAAGAUAUUAUUCAUGAUAAAAAUAAUACGAAAGUAGAAAUGCAGCGUGUUAUUGAUAGUUUGCAAUUAGAAAUAUCUUUAAAAACUCAGCAAUACUCAAAUAUAUCACGACAGUUACAAAAUAAAAUUGAGGAAAAUAAUAAAAUGAUUCAAGAGUCAAUUGCUUUGAAGAAAGAACAAGCAGAAAAAUUAAAAUCAAUGGAAAAUGAAUAUCAUUUAAAUUUGACAAAUAAACAGCAGGAAGUUGAAAUAUUGAAAGAAAUAGUUUUCGAAAAUUUCGAAGAUGAUGGAGUAGCAGAAUUAUUAGAUACAUUGAUAUCUAUUAUGGAAUUCAAUGAACACGAUGUACCAAAUAAAUUAUUGGAAAAGAGACAACGAUUAUUUGUAAAUGAAUAUAAUGAAAAUCAAAAAGUUGUAGUUGAUGAUUUAAGAAAACGAUUUGAUAAUAUUGCUCUAAGGUCUAACAGCAAAUUUUCUAAUAGAUAUUUUUGUAACAAAAAAAUGUCUUAUUAUGAUUCGAUUAUUUGUGCUUUUGUUUGUGAAGAUUGGGAUAAUUAUGAAAUUAAUCUUCAAUUCGAAAAUUUAGCUAGUAUUCCAGAAGAUAUAUUUACUGGAUGUGAAAAUGUUAAAAAGCUUUUGUUGAGCCAGAACAGACUAUCUUAUCUAGAGUCAGGUACUUUCAAUAAUUUAUCGAACCUCAAGGAUCUUUCGAUCUACCAAAAUCACCUAUUAUCAUUACCAAAAGAUAUAUUCACUGGCUUGAAAAAUCUUACAGAUCUUAAUUUGGCGUACAACCGACUGGAUUAUCUUGAGUCAGGUACUUUUAAUAAUUUGUCAAAUCUCCAGGUACUGUAUAUCUGCUUUAACAAUCUAACAGCAUUAUCAAGCGAUAUGUUCAAUGGCCUUGAAAAACUCAAAGUACUAUAUAUAUCAUCGAAUAAAUUAAAUUCUCUUCAGCCGGGUACCUUUAAAGACUUAUCAAAUCUUCAGCAACUUAGUAUUGGCCACAACAAUCUAACAGAAUUAUCACGUGAUAUAUUUAAUGGUCUUGAAAAACUCACGUGGUUAAAUCUAUCAGGGAAUAAACUAAAUUCUCUUCAACCAGGUCUCUUUAAUAAUUUAUCAAAUCUCAACUAUCUUCUGAUAAUCGAAAAUCAUCUAACAUCAUUACCAAAAAAUAUAUUCACUGAUCUUAAAAACCUUCGUGAGUUAUUGUUGUCAAACAAUCGACUAAGUUAUCUUGAUUCAGAUAUUUUUAAUAAUUUACCAGCACUCAAUAAACUUAAUAUUGAGGAGAACAAUUUAACAACCGACACAAUAUAUAUGUUGAAGAAUACGUACUUUUUUAGAAAUUUUGAGUUGUGGUUAUAAAAUCAAUAACAUUCUAUCAAAAGCUAUUUAAAAUAUGUUCACUAUAUU
Messenger RNA from Aphidius gifuensis, 6375 nucleotides. RefSeq lists its product as uncharacterized. The coding region runs from base 1 to 6327 and encodes 2108 amino acids. Gene Ontology annotation, cellular component: plasma membrane. The record is from RefSeq and is a predicted model, not a curated record. Lineage: Eukaryota; Metazoa; Arthropoda; Insecta; Hymenoptera; Braconidae. Gene Ontology annotation, molecular function: protein binding. The transcript has 10 exons.